GUUGGCUGGGAACCGUACAGCAGUUCUACCACGACAUGCGCGGGGAAGGUGGAUCACGAGUUACCAGUAAAUUAAAGCAAGGGGCACACAUACACCAACCCACAGCCUUGCCAUUACCUCACGCUCACGCAUGGCACAGCCAUAUCACAUGGGCAGUGGAAGCCAUGGACAGCUGUUUUGCUCUUACAGGGGCUCAUCAGCAUGGCAUAGCCGUCAGUCAGUGACCGGGGAAGACCUGUGUGUAAAAGACCCUUUCCUGCUGAGGCGAGUCCUUUAAGUGCCAGCUCCACACAACAAAUGUGGGAGAUUUUGGCUGGGAACUGCAUGGCAGUUCUCCCACAACAUGCGCGGGGAAUUAAGGCGGAUCAUAGGUUUGGUGUAUGUGUGUCCCUUGCUUUAAUUUGUCUUUUGAAAAUAGUGAACUAAACUGUUCUACUGCAUAAAGAAUUUGAAGUCCCGACUUUAUGCGGCAAAUUUUUCAAGGUAUUGUCGUUUUGCGUAAAAUUAAGUGGUGUUAUUAGCAAACUUAAAAUCCUCGAAAAAUCAUAUUAAAGUCCGCGAAUAUUCAACGUACAGACUUAUAUUUGGUCUCUUUUUAAAGUUAAGAAAAUUUAUGGUGCACCAAUUCAAUGAAGCCUUUUGAAUUAUUUUGUUUUUUUUUAGCGGCAUGCAAUAAAAAAUUCCAGCGGUCAAAUGCGACAGAUACCGCGUGGGAUGGAAAUGAUCCACCCAACGAUUGGUUGAAGCUAGAAUUUCUCAUAAUUAUAUCUGGACAAUCAACCAACUGAAAUCACUAUCUGGUUUUUGGGGUGGUGAUGUCACUGGACUGCAUCAGUGGCUCAUUGAUUCAGAAAACUUUCAUGGGAGUUAGCGACUUGAGGAGAUAGUUGAAAUUCAGGCUACCAGCUGGGUCAAUCAACUUGCUCAAGACGAGAAUAUCAGAGUAUGUGCGAGUGCUGUGUAAGAUAAUCAGAGAAUGUGCUAGAGCUGUUUGCUCUGGCACAGGGGUAAACUUUUUUCCCAUAUAAAUACUUGCUAAAUUUGAGUCAGCUGAGAGGCCGAGCCUUCUACCCAGGCAACCUUUUUGAACCUCUAUUAUUAAGCAUUUUGCCCUUCAUUACCAGAAAAUAGAUUUUCAUUAGCAUCAAAAAUUAGACUGUAAAAUGGGUAUGUAUUCAUUUCAGAAAAAUAAACUAUUAUCCUAAUUUUCCUGUGGUCAAUAAAGGCAAACAUUAUUUUAGUGUCAACAAUUAGUUUCAAGUUUAUGGAAAUGACAAUCUGUCAAUGCAAGAGAAUAGAGAAACAUUCACAGCAUCUUAAUAUUCUUUAACAUUAAUUUUCAGUGUACAUUCAUUAAUCAUAACUGCAACACAAUGCUCUAAUCUGAUUGGCUAUCAGCAGCCCAGAUUUCAGCAUUAAAUAAAAGGACAAUGUAGUUUAAUGGACAGUUAAUACGCACCAUCCCACGCAUGUUCUCGAAUAGCUAGAUUUUCUGUUUUCGUGUGUAGCAAAAAUCUCCUGGAAGAUUUUGAGAUUUUUUUAAAAAAGCUUAAAAUAAUUAUCACAAAAUUAUUUUGUUAUAGUUAUGAUUAAUUGGUAACAGAACCUCAUGUCAUCAGAAAUAUACUUAUGAUUAAAAAAAGUUGCACUCCAGCUACACAGUCAUCUAACUUUGUUGGUCACUUGUAUGAUUAGUAUGUGUAAUCAAAUGGUGAAAAUGGUGUCCAAAAGGCUCGGGAAAUUAUAAGGAUUUGGAUAAAAUGCAAGUGAAAUUAUUCCCUAACUUCACGAGUAUACCAUUUGACUACCUAUUAAUAUCAUGGGUGAGGAAUUAUGUUAGCAAUCUUGGAUUUUUGACACGUUUAUCCUGGAUCAUAUCAAUCGAGAACUCCACUCUCUCAAACGUUUAGAGCUUAAAAUUUGGCUUAAGUUCAGAGUUUUUCGACACAAUGCCUGUUAGAAUCCUUCUUGAUGUGCUGUUUUGUGUGUUCAGGUUUUCUAAAGCGUCUUUUUAUGCCCUGGCAUCUUCAUUCAUGACAUUUUAAAUCUUUGUUGCCAUCUUGACACUGAGACGUAUGGAAGGUUGCCAUGGCUAUGUAAUUGCAGAUUAUCCCUGAAAUUUCGUGCCAAAAUUAAGGAGUAAUUCGUAUGAUAUUAAAGACCAAAUUAGACACUACUCUAAGGCUGUGCUCUAAGGAAAAUUGAAGGAAGCCCAAUUCUCUGAACCUGUAAAAUCCAGGGUGCUCAGCAUAUGAUUUGGCUGAAAAAACUAAGAUUUCCUAGUUGCCUGAGAGCAAAAGUUAGGCAUCAGGGGCCACCGGGCUCCAGCUAGAACACUACCCGGCACUCCCUCCCUGUUAUUAACAACAGAGAUGGUGUUGUCCACAAAGCUCAUGCUUUAUUCUUUCCAUUUAAGAGGGGGAGCAAGCUUAUUUUCCUGAUGCUGUGAUUGACCAUUUUUGGUGUCCAGGAAUCGUGAUCUACUGAAAAACUGUUCUGUGAGUGGUGACUGAAGUGCACUACGUGAAACCUGAGCUGCCAAAAACCUUGAUUGUUUACACUUACAUUGAAGAUCAAUGGAAGAAAAUACAUCGUUAAUUUGGCCAAACGACCUUAACUAACUUCUGGUGGCUUGAUUUAACUUCACUUUUGAGUCUUUUGCAGUGGCUGAUCUAGGGGAGGGGCCUGGAGGACCCAGCCCCCCCCCCUUAUUUUUAGACCAAACUGAGGCCUGAAGGGCUGAAAAAAAUUUUUUGGACACCGGCCCCCCUCCCCCCCUUAUCUCAGGUUCUGGAUGACCAGGUCCCCCCCUUAAAUGAAAGUCUGGAUCUGCCACUGUUUUGAUAUAACUUCACACUUCAGUGUGCUCAGACCCACCUAUAGCUGGCUUCCCUAGGGAAUUUAUAACCCCUUUGUGUUUUUUGUAAGGUUUGUAAAACGCUAGUUAACUUGCUAAAAUAUAAUUGAAGCACUCUGUUUUACAAAAUCGGAUCAACAUAACAUUUUUGACAUUUUGUACGACCUCUAUUUUUGAAAAGCGUGAAAACGUAAAUAUUUGUUUCGGGACUCAUGAAACCCAAAAUUGUUGUUGGGGAACUCGAGAUUAAAUCCCCCCUUGCCCCCUCAUUUAAAAAUGAUGGUAUUUAGGUUUACCUGUUAAUGAACCAACACAACUGGGAGCAAUUUCUUGCUAAAUUAUUGCAUUUAUUAGUAUUUUCUAGUCACUGUACCACCAAUAAUGGUGGCAUAGUUGUUGCUUAAACUUUGGAAGUGAUUAUUGCCCCAAAACAAUCCAGCCACCUUUAACACAACAGCUGACUAAAAACCACCCAUCACACAGGCUGAGAUGCAAUAUUGAAGCAAUUUUUAAAUAGAAUACCUGGUCUCUUAAUUGUUUUUUAACUUAACUUCUCUUAGAAUAAGGCACAUGAAAAGCAAAAGGGUCCAUUCAUACUCAUACAAUUACCUGAAAUUAAAAGGCUGGGUGACUAAAAUCUUCCUGCAGUAUUAGUUUUCUCAAAAAAAAAUUAAUCGUCAGCUAAAGCCACCACCAAGGGUGCUUAUUAAAGGUUGGCCGUUUAAUUUACAGAGGUUCUGUUUAUGGUGAUUUUCUCGCAUUUUGUUCACUCAUGGGUCAUUGGUAACUAGCUGCUAGUAAACAGUCAGGGUGGCCACUCAGUACACCUUUUGCCCUUCAUUAACAGGAAGUAAACUUUCAUUUUUGUGAAAAUAUUGGUCAAUAGAAUUAAUGUAUAAACAGUUAACCUAAGGAAGCAAUCAUUUCAGUUUGUAACACAGUCACUAAGGACUUUAGCCUUAGAUACAUGUAUUCAUAAUUUACGGUUAAUUUCUAUAGUGUUUUAUUAUUGACAACAAGAACAUUUCUUUUUAGCAAAUGAAGGUUCAUUUUCCUUUGGUUAAAAUUCAUUCAUACAAAGAAUAUCAAUAACAAUUAAAUAUUUAUGAGCAGUUUUAUUCCAAGUUCCCAUUGACUUUGAGGUUAUAUGCUUUAACUGGGAACAAAGUUUUACAUCUCCAAACUUGUAUUGCAAAAACAGCACAGAGUAUGUCACAAUCGUUUCAUUCCAAGGCUUGCACACAAACAAGCAUGCAGUGUACAUCGUACAAUUUACAUUUUAUGGACGGGGAUCAUGAAAAACUUGCUGGGAUCGCCUGCUUUAUCCUGCAAGAAAAGAUCUUAUUUUGGCCAUGUAAUAAAUCCUUUAUUAAUUGUGCCUGUCCAAGCUUGUUUGGUCAAGAUGGCUGGGUAUAUAUUGGCCUCAUUUUUUUUAAGUGGACCUUCCCUUCAUCUCUGUCCAUAAAAGCACUGAGUGUUUUUGAGUGUUAAAAGUUUAUUGUCGUGGUAAUGAACUCCAUAGAAGUUACAAAUUAAAUUUAUUAAAAAUUCAAACAUACAUGUACAGACAAACAUCCUCUGCUUGCAUAUAGAAUGGAAACAAUAGCUAGGGCUUGAUCAAUAUCCAGCCAUCUUAGCCUCAUGCUUGGUCAAUAAUAUAUGUACUGUAUAUUUAUAAUAAUAUUAUUUUAUGUAUUUCUCUUCUAAGGUAAGACAAAUGUGAUGCACCCUUUAUAUUUUGUUGGUGUAUAACAGAAGGUCUUGGUGCAAGGAAAAAGCUGGGCUUAAGUGAUUGGUUUUGCUGAAAGUGAAAAAUUGCUCAAAAAUUGCAGAAUUCUUGCAUGUGAGCAUUAUUUCAAUCACCAAGGAGCAUAUUCUUUUUUUGAAACAAAAUGGUGGCACUGAGUCAAUUCCAAAUUUCAGUCUGUUCCCAUAAUGCAGUGCAGGCAUUGAAACUCAAAGCAAAUCAUGAUGCAUGGGACUAGUUAGCAUGUUUCGGAAAAACUGCCAAACUAAGCUUUGAAACUAAUAUUUUGUUUGUUCAUUUGAAGCUUGCUCUAGAGAAGUGCUGUUCUUUGUAAAAUAAUGCAUAGUUAAGUGCCAUUGUUGUGGUCCUAUACUCAAAGUAUUAAGGAACUUCUUGCAUACAUGAGAGAGGUUUGUCUUUAGUUUUUCAACUCUGUUAUUUUUAUGAAACAAGUACAGUGUAUGAGGCAUAUUGUGCGUUUUCAGUGAAUGUAGUCAGUGCUCCUAGCAAACUGAAUACUACUUUCAGAAACUGUACGCUUUCUGUUCAGAGAUCUGGAUAUCUUUUCAUUUUACUCUGACUCUCAGCUUAAAAUUUCCCAUUGCAAGAACCUGUGGACAAAUUUGGUGAUUUGAAUUUAGUAACUUUUUAUUUCGAACAAAAUUUUCACUUAAGCGUCUUUUUCCGCCAAGCACUUGUAGUCAGUUACUGUUACUUAAACAGCACCUGCAUAGACGAGGGAUAUUUUAAGGACAGUUAUUCUCUCCGGCCUUGCUGAAAAAUAGUUAAAGCCUUGUAAUUGAAUGAUCAUCAAAAAGAGAAAAAAAAAUUCUGCUAAAUACAUAUAAAUGUUAAGUAAAAUGAUAAAAAUGGUGACUAUAUUUCACUCAUGCCUUUUUUUCUGCAGAGGCCACUAGCAGUAAGGAAACCUUGGCUGAAGGAACUAAAGAGUCUAAGAAGAAGGAUGAUAUUUCCUCUGGUAGGUGUAACAAUGGGCAACAAUGUUGAUUAUUUUGCAGUUGAAUAGCUAUCCUUAGAAAUUUUUGCUUGUUAAUCAAGUCAGUGUAUUAACCUGAAUGCAGUAUGUAAAUUUAAAGGGCCUGUUAUAUGUGGUUGUGGAGAACUUUGGUUUUCAAUCUGAGAGUACAAUUUUCAAAGAACUUUUGGUGAGGUAUUGUUCCAUUCCACAAACCGUUAGCUUUGGGUAUGUGUAUUGUAUGUAUAUAUUACCUGAUUGAAAAAAAAAUCGUCGCUUAUACAUUCAUUAGCAAAGCAAAUCAAAGUUCUUUCCACAAAAGGUUACAUUGUCACAAGCUGCUCAUGUGGACGUAAAUCCCAAGGGUACUUUGUUAAAGACAUGCCGUUGUCUUUUUAUGUCUUCCAAGAAAGCUUUUCGGUCCUAUCCUCAUGAUUUUUAA
This is a messenger RNA of Porites lobata, 6022 nucleotides long. The record is from the annotation of a GenBank genome assembly. NCBI's taxonomy places the organism in Eukaryota, Metazoa, Cnidaria, Anthozoa, Scleractinia, Poritidae.